Effrenium voratum is the source of this 2227-nucleotide messenger RNA. The record is from the annotation of a GenBank genome assembly. Lineage: Eukaryota; Dinophyceae; Suessiales; Symbiodiniaceae.
ACUGAUCUUCAGAGGACACAUGUUUCAUUUUAGUUCAGGAGAAACACAAUUUCUCCGGGUUUUUGGCCUGGAUUGCAUGGAAAGCCGAAAAAGGCAUCUCUCAAGGUGCAUCGGAGGCAGGGUUGUGCUACGAUUUUAAUAAGUCCACAACAUGGUGCGAGCUGGCCUUCACGCUGUGAUUUGCAUGUUUCAUCAAGAUCCUUUGUAUAUACUUUAGUUGUCCAUUGCGCUGUUCACACUCCACAAUGCACAAACUGCUUUGAGCAAGAAUCAAACGUGUUGUGUUCGAACAAGAUAGUGCAAGAUUUGCUUUGGAAUGUUCUCAUGCGGUGACUUGGUUCUGGCUUUAGGUGCUUCAGCCGAUCCGGCCGGGUGGAUGCGUCUCGAUGGGUCAAACCGCUAGCUGCUGCGAGGAGGAGCAUGUUGACGCUCCGAAGGAAGUGGUGCUACACAAGUUCAACGAACCCGAAGCAGAGGACACGGAUGAAAACCCUCCCCGCAAUGUCAAAGACAUCACGGUGGAGAUCAAGAAGGAAGUGGCAGCUGAUGUGGCUGAAGCACCUGACGAAGUUGGUCACAGACUCCAGAAGCCAAUGAGCGGGAGCAGUCGUUUGGAGAAAAUGGAGCAACUUGCAGUGGACCAUGAAAUCGUGCGUGGCAUUCCUUUGCGCGAAUCCUUGAAGAAUUGGGGCCGACUUUGGCGUUGGUCUCCCCUGGAUUUGGCCGAAGAGGAUCGCAAGAGCCUCUGGAACCGCUCCAAAAAAGUGGAAGGAUAUGACAUUUUCCUUUCGCACACCUGGCUGACAAAGGGAAGGUGGAAAGUCCUGACUCUGCUCUUGCGAUCUGGUUGGUACAUGAUGUUGCUCGGGUGGGUCCUUUUCGCUGCCCUGGCCAUGAUCCUUUGCAGCUACGAGGUCUUGCCCAUGAGUUCUUCUUGGCUGGUGGAGCUGGAUGGCUGGACUGGUCAUUGCACAAUGGGAUACUGGAUUUGGAUCUUAAGCAUCACCGGCGCAUUUCUGGGUCUCUUCCUUUCAGUCUACCUUCCCGAGCGUAUCUUCAAGUCAAGCGUUUGCUUCCUCGAUGUGGUGAGCAUCCAUCAAACGGAUUCAGCCCUGAUGGAGCGUGGCAUCUACGGCCUGGGCGGCUUCUUGAAGGUCGCCAAGGAGUUGCGGGUGCUUUGGAGUCCUCCGUACUUAUCUCGAUUGUGGUGCGUUUUCGAGCUGGCGGCGUAUCGCACAGCGAAUCCCAAGGGAAAGAUCGUUCUAAAUCCACUGUUUAUCGAUAGUGUGUGUACUAUAAUGUUCUUCGGCAGCCUUCUGGGAUCCUUGCUCCUCCAAUACACGAUGCUGCGCAAGAUGAAUGCGACCGUGAAGAACUCCGCCUACUCCUUCGGAACAUUACCCUUGCUGGUGGCUAUCCAUGUCCUGCGACGUGAAGUGAAACUGAGGCACUUGCUAGCAACGGGUCUGAGGGAUUUCGACUUGAACGACGCUGAGUGCCGGAACGAUUUUGAUCGCGAGUUCAUCUAUGCUGGCAUCAUCCAGUGGUACGGCAGCAAAGAGGCCUUCACCAAGUACGUCCGAGGAACUUUGCGGAGAGAACUCCUUGGUUGUACGUAUUUGCAGCUGAAGAUGCCCCCGCAAUACCUCUUGAUGAUUUGCCUUGGCCCUGUCUGCAACGCCUUGGAAAGCACAUUGGCUCUCUUGAUGGCCGACUGCCCCACAGAUAUCAUACUGAGAUUCAUCGUUGGACGGGUCUUGGCCACAGACCUCUGCUGGCAGCUGAUGUGCUUGAAAGUGGCGCUGAACCUUUGUGAUACGCUCGGAGCCCAGACUUGGCCGGGAGUCCUGAACUUCGUGAACUCGUUCAUCAUUUUCGUGAUCUAUUGCUUCUGCAACCUGGUGGGCGCGACCAUUGGUUCGAUUGCGUGGGAAGCAGGGCUUUGGCAAAGCUUCCUUUGGCUCGGCGGCAAUGUGCUGCUGAUUCUCCUCCUGAUCGGCUUUGCCAAGAUGAUCGAGAAGAAGAAUAUGUGCCAUUUGGAGAAAGAGAACCAGGAUAAUUCAGAAGCAACUCCCAUGUAGCUUCGCGCGAGGUAACUGUAUCGCCUUGACCCAUCUGCCUGUCUUUUUUGAGUGUGCUAGCCGCACUGGCAGUGUACAAAAUCAUGCGCAUCCCUGGCAUAUGUCAGGAAGCCUGCAGCUCAAGCAAGCCUUGACUCUUUUCGGAG